Molecule: messenger RNA, 1937 nt
Organism: Monopterus albus (swamp eel)
Lineage: Eukaryota; Metazoa; Chordata; Actinopteri; Synbranchiformes; Synbranchidae
Gene: cct4
Product: chaperonin containing TCP1, subunit 4 (delta)
Exons: 13
Coding region: 184-1794 (536 amino acids)
Biological process (GO): protein folding
Molecular function (GO): ATP hydrolysis activity; ATP-dependent protein folding chaperone; ATP binding
Source: RefSeq, a predicted model, not a curated record
AGUUUGACAGCCGGGUCCUUCUCUACGCAGAAGCCCGUGGCUCUGGAAGGUUCUAACUAGGAGCGGGUGGAGGAACUUGCAUCUGAGUCCAUCCGAACCAGAACCGCAGUAAUUCAUCUCCGGGGCUCAUCAGUCACACUCUGAAGACUCUUCUUAACAGUUUCCCUUGAUUAUAUAGUCGCGAUGCCUGAAGUAAUGACGGUACCGAGAGCCUCAAACGGAGGCAGAAACAAAGGAGGGGCGUAUGUGGAUCGCGACAAGCCGGCCCAGAUUCGGUUCAGUAACAUUUCUGCUGCCAAAGCUGUGGCAGAUGCCAUCAGAACAAGCCUGGGACCCAAAGGCAUGGACAAGAUGAUCCAGGAUGAGAAAGGUGACGUGACCAUUACGAACGAUGGGGCCACCAUCUUGAAGCAGAUGCAGGUGCUUCACCCUGCUGCCAAAAUGCUGGUGGAACUGUCCAAAGCCCAGGACAUUGAGGCUGGUGACGGCACCACCUCUGUGGUGGUGAUCGCUGGAGCGCUGUUGAACUCCUGCUCCAAACUGCUGCAAAAAGGUAUCCACCCCACCAUCAUCUCAGAGUCGUUCCAGAAGGCGGUGGAGAAAGGAGUGGAGGUGCUGACGGCCAUGAGCCGCCCGGUGCAUCUGAGCGACCGUGAGACACUUCUCAACAGCGCCACCACGUCGCUGUGCUCCAAGGUGGUGUCGCAGUAUUCCAGCCUGCUGGCGCCCAUGAGCGUUGACGCCGUCAUGAGAGUCAUUGACCCGGCCACAGCCACCAGCGUCGACCUGCAGAACAUCAAGAUCAUCAAGAAGCUUGGAGGGACCAUCGAUGAUUGUGAGCUCGUGGAAGGCCUGGUGCUCACCCAGAGGUUGUCCCACACCGGCGUGAGCCGUGUGGAGAAGGCCAAGAUCGGCCUCAUCCAGUUCUGCCUGUCUCCUCCCAAAACUGAUAUGGACAACCAGAUCGUGGUCUCAGACUACGCCCAGAUGGACCGUGUGUUGCGGGAGGAGCGCGCUUACAUCCUCAACUUGGUGAAACAGAUCAAGAAGGCCGGCUGCAAUGUGCUGCUCAUCCAGAAGUCUAUCCUCAGAGAUGCUAUGAGUGACCUCGCCCUACACUUCCUCAACAAAAUGAAGAUCAUGGUGGUGAAGGACAUCGAGAGAGAGGACAUCGAGUUCAUCUGCAAGACUAUUGGCACCAAACCCAUUGCCCACAUCGACCACUUCGUGCCUGAGAUGCUCGGCACGGCGGAGCUGGCAGAGGAGGUCAGCCUGGACGGUUCUGGCAAGCUGGUCAAGAUCACAGGCUGCACCAACCCCGGGAAAACGGUGAGCAUCGUGGUCCGUGGCUCCAACAAGCUGGUGAUCGAGGAGGCCGAGCGCUCCAUCCAUGAUGCCCUGUGCGUCAUCCGCUGCCUGGUCAAGAAAAGGGCGCUGAUAGCUGGUGGCGGUGCUCCAGAGAUCGAGCUGGCCGUGCGUCUGGCAGAGUACUCGCGCACCCUGGCCGGCAUGGAGGCGUACUGCGUGCGAGCGUAUGGCGAUGCCCUGGAGGUGAUCCCCUCCACGCUGGCUGAGAACGCUGGCCUGAACCCCAUCUCCACUGUGACGGAGCUCCGCAACAGACAUGCCCAGGGAGACAAGAUGGCCGGCAUCAACAUCCGCAAGGGGGGUAUUUCCAACAUCCUGGAGGAGCUGGUGGUGCAGCCUUUACUGGUUUCCAUCUGUGCACUGACCCUGGCCACAGAGACGGUCCGCAGCAUCCUCAAGAUUGACGACGUGGUGAACACUCGGUAAAGGUCGUGAACUCCGUCACUAAGCCUGCUCGUACUGCGAAGGAUCAGAGGACUGUCGACAUCAGUCUGUUCAGAUUUCUGCUGGAGUUGUUACGUUGCAUAAUUGAAUUAAAAUAGGCUUGUUUUUUUGUUGUUCAUGCUCCA